AUGGCGGAGGAGGAGACGAAGAAGAGAAGUGUGGUGGUGGAAUCCUUGGGAUGGCUAACGGAAUCUUCAAUAAUGCCCAAGAAGCACCGCGCCAUCGCCGGCGUCGGUGCCUCCUCGAUAAUGGAGCUCAAGGCCCAACUCUAUAAGUCGCAAGAAGACUCCAAGAAGUCCAAGGAACUCGCCGGCUCAGAAGUCGAGUUCCACCGCGCCAAGAAGAAGAUCACCUCACACGAUCCCUUGUCCGCCAAGAACUCCGGCGUCGAUGCCCGGGCCCACAAAGACAAGCUUGAGCUCAAAGCAGUUAAUGAUGGAUCAGCUAGCUAUGCAGCAUUGGAGAGGAAGGCCGCAUUGUAUGAUAAGCUAGUAAAGGGGGAGCUAUCAGAUGAGGAAGAUAAGGGGAAGUAUUGUGUGGAUUUUUUUUGCAAGAGAGUUGACCAGGACGAACCGCAGCAAACUCAGCAUCAUGAUUCGCCUGCUGUAGUAUCUUCGGAGAAUCAAGAUGGUGAGAGUGAUGCUUCCAUGCUGUUUAGCAUGAAACCGUUGGGGCUUGGGCGAGCAGCUGCAACAAUGGACAAUGAUGUUUACAAGAGUUUUGUGAGGGAAGUACACGAAGAAGCAAAUGUAGCGAGAGAGAAGGCAUCUGAGCUCAAACAGCGCAGGGAAGAACAAGCAGCGGCUCGUCGUGAGAAGUUAAAACAGGCAUAUAUAAGGAAACAAUUGGAGAAACUAAAAGCAGCGUCCAACAAGGAACAGACAUAA
This is a messenger RNA of Prunus armeniaca (apricot), 759 nucleotides long. The record is from the annotation of a GenBank genome assembly. Lineage: Eukaryota; Viridiplantae; Streptophyta; Magnoliopsida; Rosales; Rosaceae.